UCUGACCGAAGGGCCUGGGAGCUCCCUCCACUGGUGCUGUGGGAAGCUUUAGCCAAGCCAAUGCACCCUGACAACAAACUGCCCAGCCAUGGCAAGGCAGGCAGCAGCGGUGCCCUGGCCCAGCACCACAAUGUGAGCCAAGCACCCACGUGUAACCUGGGCUCAAAGGGUGUGGGGGCAGGCAGCCAUGGCAGUAAGGCCACUCAGAUCUCCCCUGGCAACUCUGGACUGAAAAACAGCCAGAACACUGUCCCAAACUUCAGCUCCUUGAAGGGCAAGGUGAAACGGGAGCGAAGCAUCUCAGUGGACUCUGGAGAACAGCGAGAAGUCAGCACCCCAUCACAGGACACAGAAUCAAAAGGUGAGGUGGCUCCCCGUAGCAAGCGACGGUGCGUGCUGGAAAGGAAACAGCCAUACAGCGGCGAUGAGUGGUGCUCUGGGCCAGACAGCGAAGAAGACGACAAGCCCAUCAGCAAUGCACACAGCUGUAAUGUAGCAGAUCCUGCGAUGUCCACGGCCCCACAGCUUGGCCCAGGGUCCAACCCGCUGCCGAACCUGAGCGAGAGCAGCGCUUCCGGCGUGCCCCAUGGUGCUGCCCCCGGCUUGCGGUCAGAGGCUGUGGGAGGCGGAGGCGGCGGAGCAGGGAAGCAGCCGUCACAGUUCGUUUACGUCUUUACAACGCACCUUGCUAACACAGCUGCAGAAGCUGUCCUGCAGGGCCGAGCUGACUCCAUUCUGGCCUACCAUCAGCAGAAUGUCCCGCGGGCAAAGCUAGACCAGGCACCUGCUCCUAAAGUGCUGGGGGUUGCUGAGCCACUUCCGAUUAACCCUCCUGCUGCCAACACUCCACAGUCCCAGCCACCAGCCCCUCAAGCAAGUCAACCACAGCCGCAGCCUCCCCCACCGCAGCCUCCACCCCCCACACCUCAGACCAUCAGUCAAACACCUUUGCCUGCACCUCAGGAAGGGACAAGUGAAGAUGUCCGGAGAGAUCUGACUCCCAGCUCUUUGGGGAACAACAGCAGCAGCAACCAGCCUGGAAACAACCACCCAAAUACACCCACCGCGUCUGCCAGCGCCAUGCAGCCUGGGCAAGUGGACUCCUCUGCCGCCCCCAGCUCUAGCCUUCUCGGAGAGGGUCCGGGUCCAGGGAUGCCAGGGCAGGCAGGCCUGGGCCCCAGGAAUGCCAUGAACUCGGAAGGGCUCUCAAAGGAGCAGCUGGAGCACCGAGAGCGCUCUCUGCAGACCUUGCGGGACAUUGAGCGUCUGCUGCUGCGCAGUGGGGAGGCCGAGCCCUUCCUCAAGUCCAGCCAAAAUGUGGGUGAGGGUGGCACUGCCCCUCAGCCACAGGCUACCCCUGCCCAGCCCCCUGCACCCUCGGCCAGCAUGAAGAAGUAUGAAGAGCCUCUGCAGUCCAUGAUAUCCCAGACUCAGAGCCUUGGUGGGCCCAGCCUAGAACACGAGGUGCCGCACCACCCCGGAGCUGACAUGGGGCAGCAGAUGAACAUGAUGAUGCAGCGGCUGAACCAGGACAGCCUGACACCGGAGCAAGUGGCCUGGAGGAAGCUGCAGGAAGAGUACUAUGAGGAAAAGCGACGGAAAGAGGAGCAGAUCAGCAUCCACGGCCGACCCAUGCAGGAGAUCAUGAUCCCACAGUCGAUGGGGAGCAUGAUGAUGCGAGGGCCCCCACCACCCUACCAUAGCAAGCCUGGGGAGCCGUGGCCGCCAGGGAUGGGCAGCCAGCUACGGGGACCCAUAGAUGUGCAGGACCCUAUGCAGCUGCGGGGAGGGCCACCCUUUCCUGGGCCACGGUUUCCUGGGAAUCAAAUGCAGAGAGUCUCUGGCUUUGGAGGGAUGCAGAACAUGCCCUUGGAUGCUCUUGGGCCCAUGAAUGCCAUGCAGAGACCAGUCAGGCCUGGCAUGGGAUGGAGCGAUGAUAUGUCUCCUAUGGGAGGCCCCGGGAACUUUCCGCAGGGCACCCUGCCCUACCCAUCAGGGCAAGGGGACCCAGAAAGGUUUAUGAAUCCCCGUGCCAGGGAGGAGAUUCUACGGCAUCAGCUCAUGGAAAAACGCCCAGUGGCAAUGCAGAGGCCCAUGGGAAUAUCUGGCAACUCCAUGAGCCAGAGCAUGGAAAUGGAGAGGAUGAUGCAGGCUCACAGGCAGAUGGAUCCAUCCAUGUUUGCUGGCCAGAUAACGGGGGAGAGCCUGAGCAGUGCCCCAAUGGGAAUGGAUUUUGCAGGCACUCGGGGGAUGCUGAGCCCCCCUAUGAGUCAGUCAGGCCUUCGGGACAUGGAUGCACCCGUGGGCCCUGGCAACCUCAACAUGAACAUGAAUGUCAACAUGAACAUGAACAUGAACCUCAAUGUCCAGAUGACCCCACAGCAGCAGAUGAUGAUGUCGCAGAAGAUGAGGGGCCCCGAGAUGAUGACCCACCAGGGCAUGAGCCCUGAGGAGCUGGCCAGGGCGAGGGCUCAGAAUGGCAGUGGUAGUGCAAUGCUAACGGGGCCCCAGAAAAUGAUGAUUCCCUCCCAGUUCCCCAGCCAAGGGCAGCAAGGCUUCUCAAGCGGGCAAGGACCUUAUCCCAACAUGCCCCAGGAGAUGGGCAGUGGCUCGGACAUAUUCAACCCUGAGCAGGGCACCAUGCCCGUUGGGAGCAUCAGUGGCACCACCAGGCUCAGCCACAUCCCUCUGCCUCCAGCUUCCAAUCCCACUCCCACACCAGGGGGAAACCUAGCCAACAUGCACCCAGCACCUUCCCGAGGGCUUGGCCGCCGGCCCUCUGACCUCACCAUCAACAUCAGCCAGAUGAAUUCCCCCAGCAUGGGCCACCUCAAGUCUCCCACCCUUAGCCAGGUGCACUCGCCGCUGGUCACCUCCCCGUCUGCCAACCUCAAGUCCCCACAGACACCCUCACAGAUGGUCAGCAUGCCACCUUCAAACCAGUCAGGGCCCCUCAAGUCCCCCCAGGUGAUGAGCUCCUCUCUCAAUGUGCGGUCUCCAACCGGCUCACCAAGCCGCCUGAAGUCCCCUUCUAUGGCUGUUCCUUCCCCUGGUUGGGUGCCAUCUCCCAAAGCCACCAUGCCCAGCCCAGGAGUCAACCAGAGCAAGCAGACUCUCAGCAUGAACUCAUCUGCCUCCAUGGGAGCACUGGAUCAGGAUCCAUCCCCCUCUCAGAACCCACUCUCACUGAUGAUGUCCCAGAUGUCCAAGUAUGCCAUGCCCAGCUCCACACCACUUUACCACAAUGCCAUCAAAACCAUCGCCACCUCUGACGACGAGCUGCUGCCGGACAGGCCUAUGCUCCCUCCUGGAAGUAUGUCAGGUGUGACGGGGAAUCAGCCAAAUCAACUGCACUUGAACUCUGUGGCACCUGGAUCCUCUCAGAGCCCCAUGGGAAUGAACCUGCCUGGUCAGCAGCCCCUCUCCCACGAACCGCCCCCCACCUCCAUGAUGUCCUCCCCAAACCCUCUGGGCUCCAACAUUCCUAUGCACCCGAGUGGGCCAGGGGCAGGCGUGCCCCCCCAGAACCCCAUGAUGAUGCCCCCGGGUCCCCAGGACUCGUUGAACCAGCAGUGUGGCCCUGUGCCCAACAGUUCACAGAUGAUUCCUUCUAACCAGCUCGUGUUCCCCCGCAUGCAGCAGCCCCACAACGCCAUGGCAUCUCCUGCUGGAGGCAUGCCCAUAGCCCCCGGUGCGGGAGGUGGCCCUGGGAUGCAGCAGCAUUACCCACCAGGGAUGCCCUUGCCGCCUGAGGACCUUCCCUCCCAGCAGCCUGGCCAGAUGCCCCCUCAGCAGCACAUGAUGGGCAAGAACAUCCCUCCUCGGAUUGGCGAGCCCUACCCGCCCGUGCUUCCCGGGGUGGCAUCGGUGCUGAACGACCCCGAGCUCAGCGAGGUCAUCCGCCCCACACCCACAGGGAUCCCUGAAUUUGAUCUGUCCAGGAUCAUCCCAUCAGAGAAGCCAAGCAGCACCUUGCAGUAUUUCCCCAAGAGCGACAGCCAGGCGCCGAAAUCUCAGCCUUCCAACCUUCACCUCAUGAACCUGCAGAACAUGAUGGCUGAGCAGCCCCCGGUGCGGCCAGGUAUGAAUGCCCCCAGCCUCCCCGGGCAGCAGGGCGUGCAGAGGGGACUCAGCAUGCCCAUGUGCCAUCCUGGACAAAUGCCCAUGCUGGGCAGGACAGGCAUACCACCCCAGCAAGGCAUGAUGGGCAACAGCAUGCAUCAGGGCAUGAUGUCUCCACAGCAGAGCCUGAUGGCCCAGCAGAAUUUCAUGCUGAUGCAGGCCAAACAGAGGAGCAUGUCUGUGUCAGGGGAGAUGUAUGCCCAGACAGGACAUAUGAUGUCACCUCAGGGCUCUCUCAUGGGGCCCCCGCCUCAGCAGAACCUCAUGGUCACGCACCAGAUGAGGCAGAGGAGUGUCUCCCUGGACAGCCAGAUGAGUUACAUCCCCGGGCCUGGGAACAUGGCAAACUUGCCUUUCUAACCCCGGCUGGCUCUCAGGGCUGGGGAGGGGACUGGGCUGCCUCUACAAACAUUUUUAAACCUUUCUGCAGGGGAGGGUUGGGGGCCAAUGUCAGUGGAGGACACCACGUGGGAUGCUUUUCAUAUUGGAUUCGCCUCUACACAGAAAACCAUAUGUGCAGUAAACUUGAUGUGAAUUGGGUUUCUUUUUCCUUUCUUUUUUGGGGAAGGGGAGGGUGGAGGGGCUGGGAGUGGGGCUGUUACUUUGAACCCUGAGUGGAGACUAGGGACAUCCAGACCCUGUGUCAGUUUGUAAAGUUUUCACUUACGGUUUUCCUCUGUCAAGUGUUUUUCUUUCCCUUUUUUUCCUCUCUUUUUCCUUUUUUCUUUUUUUUUUUCCUUUUUUUCCUUCCUUUUUAAGCAACCAAAAUGUGCAAGAGGGUUUUUGGAACUAGCUGUAAAUAGGUCGCUGGGAAAGGCGAAACUUGUGCUGGUUUUUAAUUGUUCUGUAUUUCUGUGUUUUAAUAGAAGCCUCAAAACAUGUUUUAAAAAACAGAAACAGAAAAACAUGCUAAAGGCAACAGUGUACAAGGAUUGAAGACUCUCCUUGAGGGGGGGAGGGAGGAGGAUCCCCAGGGUGCACAGGAUGUUGAGAGAUCCCAUUGUAGAGUGACUCUGUGUCAGACCUGUGUUGUUCAUGCAUCUGGAUGGUUUGCAUGUGCGAGGGGGGCGGGGGAUGUAGUGUCAUGCAGAUCUCAGGCCCCUGUGGAUGCUCUGCUGAGUGCACAAACACAACCACCACCAAGAGCUGUGGCCCUGGUGAAACGCUGCUGAUGCUCAUCUGGCAGGACAGAGGCCACAGCUUCGUGGGAUGCAGCUGUUGCUGCUCUGUGGAGAAGCUGCUGUGGCAGCUGGGGAUGCUGGGGAGCAUUCUCCCUUCAGCUGGAGAAUUGGUGAGGAUUUGGCUUCGCAGAUGAUAACGUGCUGGACCCAAAGGUCUUGACCAACCCUGUCACCUCUCUCCCUCCUCUUCCCUUCCUACUGUGUCCCCUGGUGGCAGGUGUUACGGUGUGUAGGGACCGAUGGGUUCCGAGGUGAGUGAGGUGAUGCAUUUCGGUGCUUCCAGGAGAGGCUAGCUAGGAACCCUGCUCUUCUGCAGCCUUCCUACACCAGUCCAUGACCCAUACAUCACUGUCUGCCAUUGUCCUGCGCCCCCUCUCCUGUUGAAUGCUCUCCCAGGUCUUCCUCAUGCUUGUUGGUCCUUCUCCUCCAGAGUUUCGCAGGCAGUCUUUGUUCCAUCUCGCCCUGAGCUACUGGCAGCAGCCCUGCCCUGUGGCACAGGAGAGGUCCAGCUGUUGAAGAGGACCUGUCCCUGCGUGCAAUACUCCACUUUAGUGUAAGUCUUGUUUGGUGUCAGUGGCGCGGCCAUUCUGUGUUUCAGACAGAAGAGGCUGAAGAUGCAUUGCAAUCCCUCAUUCCCAAGCUGGCAGAAGUGUGCCAUUUGGACAACUCUGGCUUUUCUGGAUGUGCUCCAUCCUCCCCAUCCUGCACUCCAUAAGGUCUUCCUGCACACGGUCCUGAUGGUCUGUCCUGUGUUUGUUCACGGAGGGGAAUGUGGGGUGAUGUGCGCACACUUCUGUACUCAUAGCGGUGUCUCUGGACCUCUGCAGGGACACCAUUUCAGCAUCCAGCGGUGAACUUGGGGCACACAGCUGCCGGGGGAACACCGCUUGGAGGAUUAUCUCUGCAGAGCCAGACUUAGCACACUCUUAUAACAGAGCUCACCUUUCCCAGCUUGGUACUGCAGGGAGGAGAGGGCUUUGGAAAGGGAGAUUGUCAAGUAGCGAGUGAACAGCAACACUUUUCACCAUCUUGCAAGCUGUUUGGACAGGUUGGUGGGUGCUGAAACGUCAGCCCAGCAGCUCUCUCGAUCCAGUCUGUGAGAAGAUGGAGUCACAAAGUCCAGUUAGGAAUACCUGGAAGCUUUGGGGCAUUGUGUAGCGAGCAGUACUGGGUAAGAAGCAUGGGUCUGGAUUUGAGGAAGAAUCUUGCUUUGGUCUCCUGCUUUGUAGGGGUUUGUUGUGUAUGAUGUGAGCAAGUAGCGGUUUUUGAGGUGAUAAAACAGGCAGUGGUCAUGCCUGCCUUUGCAGUUGGAGCAGAGGAAUAAUCUUCAGCUCAGGCUUUGGACCUGACCAUGUUAGCUGGUUGGAUUCUCCAUCCUUCCAGUGUGUUCACAUGGGAGGAUGUGGCUCAAACAGAUGUAGCUCUUUCUAAGCUUGACUUGCCUGAAAGGCUGUGGCUUCUCUUGGCUGCACUUUGGGGUGUUGGCUGCUGGUAGUUUCUCGUAAACAUCCAAAUACCAAUUACAGCCUCAAACCUUGCUCAUUACCCACCAGCUAGUCUUGGCUAAUUUGAAGCCAUAACAUUUUCUAUAUGGAAGUUUUUUGUUUGUCUGUAGACAGCUGUUGUUUUAGCCCGGUUGAGAUCUCCAUGUGUUCGUACCUUCCCUGUUGUCCUUUUUGCCCAGCCUGACACAGAAGUUGCUUGGGGCUUGCAGUCCUGUCUUUGUGGGCAGCGUGUUGUCCCUGCUCAGCCGGAGCCCCCAGGCUGCAGCCCCCAGGCUGUGCAGGACUCAGGAGGCUGGUGCUGGCUGCUCGUGGGGACGGGGCAGUGCAGUGCUAUUUCUGCCUGGCAACAGAAGGAACACCUGUCCUUCGGUGACAAAUAAGAAGCAAAGCCUUUUGACUCAGCAGCCCUGGAUACAAAAGGGAAAUCCCAAUACUAGGUCAGAGCUGAGGAUUCUAGAGCAGCAGUCGAUGCUCUUCUGCAAAAUUGCACUGCCCUAGAGCCAGCCCUAUCCCUACCACUGAGAGGGCUGAACAAUGGGGAGAAGAAGUGCUGCCUAACACCCUUCUGCCCUGGGCACCACUCCCAACCAUGUCUGUGAACAGCAGUGUGGCAGGAGUUCCUCUGGAGGCUCAGUGACAGCCAGUCUGUGUUAGACCUGGGCAAGGUUUGCCAUCAGCUGGUUGCCUGCUGCCGUGACCUGUGUCUAGUCUUGUGUCUUGUAGUUUAUUGCUCGACUUCUCAGCUUGAGUUCUGUGUACUGACUCCACCUAAUCACAGUAGGUUUGCCCAUCUUUUAGCCAUGACUUCGCCAUGUUUUUCCGGCUCCAAAAAAGCAUAUGCUGGGAAACCGCAUCUUUCAGUACAUCGGAUAAUCACGCACCCGGAAUUAGCUUUCACGUUGAGGUAAAGGUGACUGACCUGUUCUCUGUCAUCCCAUGGAGAAAUUCCCCAGUCAUUUUGUACCAUUAUAUAAAUAUAUAUAUAUAAAUAUAAAUAUAUAAAUACAAUAUGUGAAGACAUCUUAUUGGUUUUUAUUUGAAACAAUUUUUAGGCUUGUUUUUGGGUAUCUGUGCUGCCUGUAAUGUAUUGACCUGUUUUAUAGGUGCCUUUUUAUUAAAAAGACAAAUUUCAAAACCUGA
Manacus vitellinus (golden-collared manakin) is the source of this 7948-nucleotide messenger RNA. RefSeq names its product BCL9 like (gene BCL9L). Bases 61 to 4482 code for a protein of 1473 amino acids. Gene Ontology annotation, biological process: positive regulation of transcription by RNA polymerase II; canonical Wnt signaling pathway; negative regulation of transforming growth factor beta receptor signaling pathway. Gene Ontology annotation, molecular function: transcription coactivator activity; beta-catenin binding. The transcript has 7 exons. The record is from RefSeq and is a predicted model, not a curated record. Gene Ontology annotation, cellular component: beta-catenin-TCF complex. NCBI's taxonomy places the organism in Eukaryota, Metazoa, Chordata, Aves, Passeriformes, Pipridae.